Tetrahymena thermophila SB210 is the source of this 864-nucleotide messenger RNA. RefSeq lists its product as hypothetical. Lineage: Eukaryota; Ciliophora; Oligohymenophorea; Hymenostomatida; Tetrahymenidae. The transcript has a single exon. The record is from RefSeq and is a predicted model, not a curated record.
AUGCAUUUAAAUGAUUAAUCCUAAUCAUUUUAAUGUACUUAUUAUAUAUACUUUCCUUCCUCCUCACUUUAUUCAAAUUAUUUGUAUAAAUAUUAAAUAUUUUAAUCGUUUACUAUGAAAUAGUCAAUAUUCGGUUCUUCUAUUUCAAAAGCUUUUUCUACUUAUUUUAAGAUCAUUUUUUACUAUUCAACUUAAUAGCAAAAAGAGUCUAUAAAAGUUUUUUAUUCUUGCUAUCUCGAUAUAUAAAUAAUCUAUUUUUAAAAGUCCAAAGAAAAAAGUUAAUUAUCUUUAAGAUUAAGUUCUAUCUCAUGUAUCGUCUCUUUUUCAAUAUCAAAAAAGCAAAAUUUAGAGUUCAAUUCAUCAUAAAUGACAAAAAUUCUUUUAUUUUAAUCAUAUGAGCAUCUAUAAUUUUAAAUAUAUAGAUUGUUUUAUGAGGCAUACUUACAAACAAGGUUUUUUAAUCCUCUAAAUGAUUUAUCCAAGAACUUAUAAUUAUUAUAUUUAAUCAAAGAGCAACGUCCAUUUUAUACAAAUAAAUCACAUUAGUCAAAAUCAUUAGCUUCGUAGCUAUCAGAACUCCACUUUUUUUAGAUAUAUUCUUCUUCUUCUUAAUCUUCUUCUUCUUAGAUUUAAAUUAUUUUCGCAAAUUCAUUGCUAUUUGUUUCUUAUAAAAAAAAAUUAUUUGUAGCUUCAUAUGCAUUCAUAUGUGAAAAUGUUUCUUAGAAAUCAUCAAUUUUAUAGUACUACUAAUUAUUCUAAUAUGAUUAUGAAAAUUAUGGAGCAUUUAUUGUAUUUUUGCUUGUGUCUGCAGUUGAUAUAAAAUAUUAUGAUGUAUUUUCAUCCCUAUUGUCUUUAUAUGGAUGA